Molecule: messenger RNA, 1686 nt
Organism: Jatropha curcas
Lineage: Eukaryota; Viridiplantae; Streptophyta; Magnoliopsida; Malpighiales; Euphorbiaceae
Product: GDSL esterase/lipase At5g14450
Molecular function (GO): hydrolase activity, acting on ester bonds
Source: RefSeq, a predicted model, not a curated record
GGCAGGAGCUCGACAUGAGACCAAAUUUAUGAUUUGAUAUCGGACUUCGAAUACAAUUUUCAUUUUAAUAAUUUGAUUCCAAUUGACAUUCAAACUCUGAAUCUCCCACUCCUAAAAACAAAGUUUCAAGCUUCAAAGUAUUAGAUUCAGAUACCCUUCCAAUGAACAACGCUGGUUGACCAAUAUCGUUUGUAGCAGUUGCUUGUCUGGCUGCCACUUGGACGGCGAUUCAUCUACACUUCUUCUUAUACAAAACCACUUAUUUGGUAAAAGUCCUCUUACAGAUUGAAGCGCUAUGAAUUGGUUAAGACCCAUUAGCAUAAUCAGCAGGAGAUGGAAGGGACCGUGGGGACUGAAACACACUCUGCAAGCAGUAGCGAUGGCACUUUCUUUAGCGCUCGCACUCUCACUUUUUAUUGUGAGAGGACCUGGAAAUAAUCUUCUUCACUCAAAUAGCUGCCAUUUCCCGGCCAUAUUCAACUUUGGCGAUUCAAAUUCUGACACCGGGGGCAAAUCCGCUGCGUUUCAUCGACUUCCUUACCCUAAUGGCUAUUCUUUCUUCAACAAGCCAUCUGGUCGCUACUGCGAUGGACGUGACAUUAUUGAUUUUUUAGCUGAGAAAUUGGAAUUGCCAUACUUGAGUGCUUAUUUAGAUUCUAUUGGGACAAAUUUUAGACAUGGAGCAAAUUUUGCUACUGGAGGGUCUACAAUACAGCCAGCUGAUGGUAACAUAUUCGGGAGUGGUUUUAGCCCAAUUUCUCUUGACAUACAGCUUUCACAGUUCGAACAAUUUAAGGAAAGAACUCUCGAGCUAUACAAUCAAGGCAGAACCUUGAACGUGAUGAAUAAGCUCCCAAGACCUGAGGAUUUCUCAAAGGCACUGUACACAUUGGAUAUUGGACAGAAUGAUCUUCAUGCUUGGAUUAAGUUAAUGAGUGAGAAGCAAGUGGUAGAAUCUCUACCUAAGAUCAUUAAUCAGUUUGCUCAGGCCAUAGAGAAACUGUAUCAACUAGGAGCAAGAAUAUUUUGGAUACACAACACUGGUCCUAUUGGAUGCUUACCAUUUGCUGUUAUAUUUUAUCCUCCAAAGCCUGAAAAUAGGGACGAAAAUGGUUGUGUCAAGUCCCACAAUGAUAUUGCCCAAGAAUUUAACAGACAGCUGAAAGAUAGAGUAUCCCAGCUAAGGAAACAACUCCCAAAUGCGGCGCUUACUUAUACUGAUAUCUAUACAGCUAAAUAUUCAUUAAUUUCUGAAGCAAAGAAGCACGGUUUUGCUGAUCCACUUGGAUAUUGUUGCGGCCAUUAUGGGGAUUACCGCCUUCAAUGCGGGAGAAAGGCGAUCGUGAAUGGAACUGAAAUUUCUGGGGAUCCAUGCAGCAAUCCUGAGCUCUAUAUUAGUUGGGAUGGCAUACAUUAUUCUCAGGCUGCAAAUAAAAUUAUAGCCCACAGUAUUCUUGAUGGUUCGCUUUCAGAGCCUCCCAUUUCCAUCAGUGAAGCAUGUAACAAUGAGCACAAAGCAUAACUAUCUUUCCAUGAGAUGGUGACUUUGUUUUUUCUGAUUUUUGAAUCCAAAAUUUAGUCAUUGUUGCUUUCUUUAUAUUGACUCAAAUUUUACAAUCUAGUAACUGCAAACUAAAACUAAAUGGAGAGUGCAAUUAAUGAUGUUAUGAAUGAAAUUUACCAAAA